Messenger RNA from Neolamprologus brichardi, 3637 nucleotides. The record is from RefSeq and is a predicted model, not a curated record. Lineage: Eukaryota; Metazoa; Chordata; Actinopteri; Cichliformes; Cichlidae.
UUGUUCCGGAAGUGAAGUGUUGCAGGAACCGUUUUCUCUUUUUUCUCUUGCCGACGGUUGAAAGUCCAAACAGGUUCCACUCGCGGCUCCAUUGCGCCCACCUUGCGGCUCCGUGUGGUCCGGUUCGGGUUCCGUUGGUUCGUCGGGAUGUCCGGUUUAAGCAGCAAAGCUCUCCACGAGCAGCUCUCCGUCAUCAUGGCCGCGCUGACCAAAGCGGCGGUGGCGGAGAUCUGCGAGGUGGUGGAUGAAGGCUAUGCGGUGCUGCAACUGGAGAUCACCCGGAGCCACAAGGAGAACGAGGACCUGAAGAAGAAGCUACACCUCAUCGAGUCAAUCGUGGUCCGGGGGAGCAGCGGGGGAGGAGGAGGAGGAGGGGAGGAUGCGGAUGCGGAUGCGGAGGGACCGGAGGUCUCACCGGCGGAGGAGGCUACGCAGCAGUCGGGAACAACGCAGCAGCAGCGGGAAGGUGACGGACGAGGAGCCGCGGCUGGAGCGGUGCGGGACGAGCUUCCAGAAGUGGUGCUGAUUAAAGACGAGGACUCGGACAGUAACGACGUCUUUGAGGAAGGUACUAAGUUAACAGCUGAUGGGGUGGCGCCUGCAGCCAGAGAGGGCAUCACAUCGACUCCCAUCAGCCGGCGCACAAAGCGGCGCUGGCGUGAAAGCUUGGAGUCGGAGAAUAGGUCAUCGUCUGAGCAGCUGGCACAGAAAACAUCCGACCUGACAGCAGGGACGCAGAAGACCGUGUCCGUCUACACUCUGGACUCUCCCGAUCGUGAGCCGGGAUGUCCCGAGCAGCUUGACGACGAGGUCGAGAUGGAGCCUGGCGAAUCUGCUGUGUCGUACUCGUCACAGAUGGACCCCGACAUUCAUCUGGUUCAGGAGUGCUCGCUGGUUCCUUCGAACGCCAACAGGCCGGUUUAUUUUAGCAGCGGCGCUCUGAUCGAGUCUCCGUCAAACCAGGCAGACCUCGAUCUGACCGUCGACCCAGGGUGGCCCAAACAGUCAAAGGGUCAGAUGACUUUUACUGCGUUUCACCAAGACGGAAACGCGGAUGGCGACGCCUUUGGGCUGAAGGUGCUCAGCGUCUCCGGCUCGACCCCCACAGACUGCCAGCUGUCCGAAGCCAGCAGCUCUGCCUUCGAGUACGAAGACGGCGGCGAUGUCAUGAACUUUGCCCUCUACAGGGACCAGGCGGGGCGGCCGCAGCUCUGCAACGGGCAGCCGAGCGCGGGAGGCAGAGGGAAGCGUUUCGUGUGCUCCCUCUGCAACAAGACGUACGCCACGUCGCAGAACCUGGACAAGGCGAGUCUGUCUGCAGCAGAGCGACCUGCAGGUUUCCAGAGCAGCCAGCAGAGGGCGGUGCCUGCAGACGAGCUUCCUGUUAGGAAGGAGACGCCAGGAGCACAUCGCUCCUUCAUCCGGAGGGGCGGGUGGAGACAGGAUGCCGUCAGCAGAGCGGCAAGCCACAGAGGCGAGGAUGGCGGGGGAAAGUCGUUCGUCUGUAACUGCUGCGGGAAAAAGCUCGCCUGCCUCAAGAACCUCAAAACCCACAUGAGGGUCCACACCGGCGAGAAACCGUUCGUCUGCGAGCUCUGCGGUAAACGCUUCUCAGACUCCAGCAACCUCAAACGCCACCAGAGCGUCCACACGGGCGAGAAACGCUACGGCUGCGUCCACUGUGGCAAACGCUUUGCCCAGUCGGGGUCGCUGAAGGUCCACAUGACCGUCCACACGGACUGCAAACAGUUCAGGUGUUCGUACUGCAACAAGACGUUCAUAUCAGGCAGCCACCUGCGGCGCCACAUCACGCUCCACGCAGGGGAGAAACGGUUUGGCGCCGUGCAGUGACAGCUGGGAGAAGCGGCGUUGCAGAUAUCUGCAGUGAGGUCGUCUCAGAAACACGUGACCUGCUGUAAAAAUGUGUCGUGUAUGUUUGAACACAAAACAGAUGUUCUUGGAUCACCUGCGUACGUUUCUACGCGUUUCAUUGGAGCAGCAGACAGUCUGGCCGCCGGGAUCGGCUCGAUUUCAAGCCUCUGCUUCCAGUUUUAAUCAUCAUCUGAGUCGCUCUUUGUCUGCUCUUCUUCCCAGGUGAGGACACGCCUGGACAGGUUAGGUCUUCAUAUUAAUAAUAACUUUAUCUAGCACUCUUCACCAGAUAAGAACUAUGUACAUAACACAACACAAUCGAUCAUACAGCACAAAUCUAGUUAAAAGCCAGUCUAAAUAAAUGAGUCUUUAGCUCCUCAGUGUCCCCCCAGAGGAGCUGGAGGCAUCUGGUUCUGUCUAAACUUUGACCUUUGACCCAGGUAACAGAAGGAAGGGCUUUGUGUCCAUCAGGUAUUUGUCUUGGGCGUCAAGGUUGUCAUGUUUAAUUAAAACUCAGCUUCAGUUAACUGUGUCCAUGCUUACUAACCUAAAACCAAAAUGUAAUCGUACUUUCAGAAGUUUCAGUCUUUGUAAAGUUGCUGAACCCAAAUAAAGCCCGAGGAGCUGUCGCACUCUGCCAGUAAAAACAAAGCAAAUCCACAAAAUCCAAAGCUAACAGCUCCGUUUGGAUACAGUGGAUGGAUGCUGAAGUGUGGUCACGUCUGCAGAGAAAGAACUACUCAAAAGAUCCUGAACUGAACUCUGUGGAAAAAGGUAACAGCCAACAGCAAAUGAAACUUCCAUGAGGGGAAAAAGACUUUGAAGUGUAGGAGAAACGUUUUUAGUGGAUGGUGAUGUUUGAUUUAAACUCAAAACUGUUUUAACAAGUGAAUCCAAAGUGGUUGCCACAGCCUCCUGGCUGGGCCGGGAACUCGUUUAAACUAAAUAAAUACAGUUUUGAAGCAAUUUUAUCUUAAAACUUCCAUUAAACAUUUACAUUGAAGAAAAAAUCCAUCCCACUGUGUCAUUUGAAGUUGGGUCAAAGUGGUAGCAAGCUAAGGAGAGCACCUGAGACUGUUUCUCCAGCAAUGGUUUCCAGCUCUUCCUGAGACGCUCCCAGGAUAAAUAUCAAGUGAAUUUCCUCUGGAUCCUCUGGUGCCGAGGAGGCAUGCCGAUUGUGUCACCUUCUCAGAUGUAGGAACAGUAGAUCUAGGUGGAGCUCCUCACCUCCAUCCAUCCCAUGUGGGCCGAUGUGACGACCAGAGGUCGCCGACUGUUGAGUGAAGUUUAGAUACAACAGGCCAAGUAAACAAUAGUCUUUCCCUGAACUUGUGAGCGAUUAAAGAGACUACAGAUCCUGAGAUCAGCUCCAACACCUGAGCUUUCUGCGUGGCUUCCCCCAACAAUCCAAAGUUCAGUUAUUGGGGAAUCUAAAGAGCCCAUAGCUGUGAAUGUCAGUGGUUCUCUGUGUCUCUGUGUUAGCGACGUGUCAGGUUGGUGACCUUUCUGUGGAACCUCUACUUCCUGUUUCAAAUUUCACUGGUCAUGGUGUCACCGGGCAGGGACUGAAAAUAAUCCUUCACAAGUCUUGUAGUUUUUCAGUAGCAGUUUUAUCCAACGUUCAUGUGUGAAACUAGCCUGUGGUUGCGUGAAGGUAACAAAUGUUUAUGACUGUACAUCGAGUUUCAUUGUGACUGACGUGUAACUGAAGAAACGCUGAACAAACUUCCUUUUUUAUCAUUUUUAAUAAAAGCAGCUGCUAAAA